GCAAAAUUUUUUCGCGCGGUUUUGCAUCUGCGGUGUUUGUUUACAACAUGGCGUCUGCAACUUCAAGUUCGCGGGAUAUUUGUAGUCUCAGCCCUGAAAUUUUGACGAUGAUAUUGUCAAAACUAUCGGCAAAGUCAGUUCUCAAUGUURGUGAAACUUGUAAGCAUUUAAGAGACUUGGUUUUUGGUUGCGAUGUGUUGUGGAAGCGACUUUGCAUGAACGACUACAMUUUUGAUUUGCAAGUCAAAGGUCCAUUCCAGUCAUUUGCAUCUAUCUAUGAACUCAUCUACAAAUACAGAGCGAUUGUAGCAAAUCACCAAUAUGGGACCUAUAUUCCUGAGUAUUACUGCCAUUGGGGGGUUCUUCUGGAAGAGGGCUCAAAAGGAUUCAGUCUUAGAACUGGUUUCUGGCGAUGCACUAACUCAAGRCUCAAAAGAACCUGGGAAAUCACAAAGAGUCGCUUGCAUGCACGUGGUCCUCGUAAAGAUGUAACAAUAGAUACUAUCAAAUCCAAACUUGGAGUUGACGAUCGAAAACAAUUUCAAGAAGCUGUGCUUCAGAGAUGCAUUCGCAAUCAAAAGAAAAUUUGCCAGCAUUUUGUGUCAGCUUCAAUGACUUCAAGGUCCAAUGAUUUGAGGUGGUACAUAGAUGACAAUCCUUCAGCUAAGCUUAUUUUAUUGACUGAUACACCAAUCACGCAGUGUUCRGAUAUUGGGCUGAGUAAAAGCUCUCUAUCAGCUAUGCCCAAUGAUGUUGGAAUGGAUUUUAUAAAAGGUCACUUUCAUAAGGCUGGUCUUGAACAAGUGAAGAGCUACGUGGGAUUUGUGAAAGGCAUUAAAGAMUUUUACAAGCCCAACUCCAGUUUAUCAAAGGUUGUAGAUGCUAUUUUUGUUCCUGUUUACAAAAGGCUAAGAAAAGUAGCAAAAUUAAGGCUUAUYRCAUUCAAUGAAUAUGUGGAUAUUGCUGAAGAGUAUCUUACAAGAAUUGAGGAGGUUCAAAAAUGGCAGGAAGAAACUAAGGAACAUUUGAAAAUUAGCUUUGUGUUUGAAGGAUUGCAUGAGAAGAAAUCUUAUAGAAACUAUGUCCUGUAUGGAAAACAAGAUGACCUAACAUCUCUUAAGAAUCACUAUGAAGGGCUGAUUAACAUCAAACUGUGGCUGAGAUCAAACAUGAGCAUAGAAUCACUUUUAGGAAGCACAUUAGUCAAUGUUCUUAAGGGCGAACCACUAGGCAGUAUAUUAGAACUUAUCCCCAGAUACAAAGAAAUUGAGGAUUGYAUGAAGACGUACUUGGAGACAAGCAAGACAAAGCAUUUUAGGAGACUUGUAAGRAAGUUGUGGCAGUAUGCUUUYAAGGARCAUGAAAAGAAGGCUGAAUAUCUGGAAAAACUGCAAAACAAUUUAAUUGAAAARAAGGUUUUUCCUCCCUACAUCAAACCUCCAUCACAAGAAGAAUCAGCAGACACUAGCAACCUAUAGAUAGAUUAUUACAUCAAGUAAAGGAAAAAAGACGUUCAGUUCAUGAAACGGCAGCCUCUAGCUUGCUUGCAUAAGCCAUCACUGAACUUAGGAGUGACAUUACAUGAAGACAGAGGGUUGACUCUGAGCAAAAGGAGACUACAACAAACAUUGUUAUGAGAUAUUUUUACUUAAAAGGAAGGUUAUUGUUUUUUCAUAUUUUUCAAAGAAAGAUUAUAUUUUAUAUAUURGUUUUUGAACACUUCUUACAUAGCUAAAAUGGCUUUAAAUUGCCACAGAAAGCCAGAUAUGACAAUAAAARAUCUUUCAAUAUACA
Messenger RNA from Exaiptasia diaphana, 1794 nucleotides. RefSeq lists its product as uncharacterized. The record is from RefSeq and is a predicted model, not a curated record. The transcript is spliced from 5 exons. NCBI's taxonomy places the organism in Eukaryota, Metazoa, Cnidaria, Anthozoa, Actiniaria, Aiptasiidae. Gene Ontology annotation, molecular function: protein binding. Bases 48 to 1478 code for a protein of 476 amino acids.